AGCUGCCCCUGCACAAGCGCAGAUGCUGCAAAGAUGGCGGCUGCGGCGGCUGCACGAGCAGUUCCUGUGAGCCCUACGCUUCGGGGCCUGAAACGGACAUUGCCUCUUGUAGUGAUUCUCGGGGCUACCGGCACUGGCAAGUCCACCUUGGCGUUGCAGCUAGGCCAGAGGCUGGGUGGCGAGAUCGUCAGCGCCGACUCCAUGCAGGUGUAUAAAGGACUAGACAUCAUCACCAACAAGGUUUCUGCCCAAGAGCGAAGAAUCUGCCAGCACCAUAUGAUCAGCUUUGUGGAUCCUCUUGUGACCAAUUACACAGUGGUGGACUUCAGGAACAAGGCAACGGCUUUGAUUGAAGAUAUAUUUGCUCGAGGCAAAAUUCCUAUUGUUGUGGGAGGAACCAAUUAUUAUGUUGAAUCUCUGCUAUGGAAAGUUCUUGUCAAUACUAAGUCCCCUAAGGUGGAUACUGAGCAAGUGGUUGACCAGAAAGUAGAGCUGGAAAAGGAGGACAGCCAUGUGCUGCACAGCCGCCUACGCCAGGUAGACCCAGAAAUGGCAGCCAAGCUGCACCCACACGACAAGCGCAAAGUAGCCAGGAGCUUACAAGUGUUUGAAGAAACUGGAGUCUCUCACAGUGAAUUUCUUCAUCGUCAACAUUCAGAGGAAGGUGGCAGUCCACUUGGUGGCCCUCUGAAGUUUCCCAAUCCUUGCAUCCUCUGGCUGCAUGCUGACCAGACAGUUUUAGAUGAGCGCUUGGAUAAGAGAGUGGAUGACAUGCUUGCUGCUGGGCUCUUGGAAGAACUAAGAGAUUUUCACAGACGCUAUAAUCAGAGGAACUCUUCAGAAAAUAGCCAGGACUAUCAACAUGGUAUCUUCCAGUCAAUUGGCUUCAAGGAAUUUCACGAGUACCUGAUCACUGAGGGAAAAUGCACACCAGAGACUAGUACCCAGCUUCUAAAGAAAGGUAUCGAAGCUCUGAAACAAGUAACUAAGAGAUAUGCUCGGAAGCAAAACCGAUGGGUUAAAAACCGUUUCCUGAGCAGACCCGGUCCGAGGGCCCCUCCAGUAUAUGGCUUGGAGGUGUCUGACAUCUCGAAGUGGGAAGACUCUGUUUUUGAACCUGCCCUUGAUAUCGUGCAAAGUUUCAUCGAGGGCCACGAGCCUGCAGCAACUCCAGUAAGGAUACCAUACAAUGAGACUGAGAACAAGCGAAGUUACCAUGUGUGUGACCUCUGUGAUCGCAUCAUCAUUGGGGACCGAGAAUGGGCAGCACAUGUAAAAUCCAAAUCCCACUUACACCAGCUGAAGAAAAGAAGACUAGCCUCAGAUGCUGUCAGUACCACAAAAAGCCAGACUACUGCUUCAGACUGUGAUAUCGAACCUAAAGAACAUGGGUCUCCAGGACAGAAUGACCCAGACCUGAAGCGCAGCACUUAGGAGACCUCUGUGGGGACCUCUGUAGAGGCCUAGGACUCAGCAGAAUGGAGCAAGCAAUGUCUUGUCUGUCUGUCUCCCUGUGUGGGCUGAGUGCUGUGUAGGAAGCCCUGCAUUGUCUGCUUUUGUUUUAAUUUGAUAGUGAAGCUGGAGGGAUAGCUCAGCAGCAUAAGUGCCUCCCUUGUAAGUGC
Octodon degus (degu) is the source of this 1622-nucleotide messenger RNA. RefSeq names its product tRNA isopentenyltransferase 1 (gene Trit1). Gene Ontology annotation, molecular function: ATP binding; tRNA dimethylallyltransferase activity. The record is from RefSeq and is a predicted model, not a curated record. The transcript has 11 exons. Bases 34 to 1434 code for a protein of 466 amino acids. Gene Ontology annotation, biological process: tRNA modification. NCBI's taxonomy places the organism in Eukaryota, Metazoa, Chordata, Mammalia, Rodentia, Octodontidae. Gene Ontology annotation, cellular component: mitochondrion.